UUGCAUGAUUAGUUAAUAUAUAUUUAUUACAAUCUACAUAAUGGACAAAGCAAAUGAACUAAACGAUGGUUAUUCAUUCUUAGAUGAGAUCAACAAAUCUAAUUCAAUUGAAAUAACCAAGAAUGCCAUUGAAUCUACUCUCAACAAUGAAAUGAUGGAAUCUUUUCUUUCAUCUGCGUCCUUCAAUUCUACCGAAUAUAAUGCAAAAAGCUUUACCAAUUUUUUUCAACCUGAAAGCAUGAAACAUAGUACUCACAAUUCUGAACCAAUUUCAGGAUAUCAAAAUCAUAUUUCAGAAACCAUACCUUUAAGGCCACCAUCUAUAGACACAAUUAUAGAUACAGCUGUUAAUUUAAAUCAUAUACCAACUACACAUUAUGAAACCAUAAUUGAUGAUACUCAAACCUUAGCUAAUGAUCAAUUUAAGAAAAAUAAUUUAGUUGAAAUGAAUAACAUAUUUUCUCAAAAUGACUCUAUAUUGGGUUCAAUCUUAAUAUCAAAUACAUCCUCUGAUGAAAAUGUUGACAUAAAUAUUGCAAAUUCAACUCAAGAUUUACCAUUAAAUAAUAUGCAUAAUGCUGAAACCUCAACAGAUUCCGAUAUAAUAGGAAUAAACGGUGACCUGACUUCACAAAUUCAUACCCAAGUUUUGGCAGUAAAUACUCAAAACAUGGUGAUCAAAGAACCUUGCAUAGAUUCCUCAAGAGAUUUUAAAAAGCACUGCUUAUUUUGUUAUUCACUCAUGGAAGAUUUUUUAUCACAUUUAUACAUAUCAGGUGAUACAUCAAAACCUAUAUGCCCUAAGCACCUACCCUGUCAAGCUGUGAGUGUUGUGAUUCCCUCAUGUGUUGAAUGUGGCAAAAGAUUGACAAACGGAAGAAUGAUAAUAUUAGAUUCAAAUUUAGAUUUUUGUAGCGAAAAUUGCCUCCACAUAUUUUUGCCAAAAUUGAGCAUAAAUUGUUUCUUAUGCCAAAAGAUUCUUACGAAGGAAGCAUUUGGCCAAUUUUGUUUGAAGCUUGAAAACAGGAAUAUUCGACAAUUCUGUGGGGAAAUAUGUCUUGAAGGAUUCAAUCCUCUUGCCAAUUAUUGUUACCAGUGUCACAAAGAUAUUACUCAUGCCACUACUCCACCUUUAGAACAUAUCAUGCAACAAAAUAUAUCCUUUGAUCCAAAUUUAAACAACAUUGAAAAUUCUCAAAUGGAAUACUUUUGUGAUCAAAAUUGUCUUUCCACCUUCCAACGACGGUCGCAUGCUGGCUAUUUUGAGUGCUCGACAUGCAACGUGUGUCACAGGCCGGAUCAGCCCAUUCUGCAGUGCCUCGUGAUUCCUUACAACGUUGCCACCAAGCGCCCUUCCCUGGCCAAGCUAUGUGGGCUAGCCUGCUUGAACCUAUUCAUGAGCCAGAACAGGGCUACCAUGAAUAGCGGUGUCAAUGUCAACGCCAGCAAUAGAUUGUCCUCCGCAUCGAAAAGGGGGUUAGAAGAGGGAGGUCGAUCGAUGAGCAACAACGCGCUAGAUGGCGUCAACGAUAACAAGGAAGAUAAGCGUUCCCACGAAAAUUACGAUGUCGAUACUCACGAUAAGGCUACCAAGAGUGCCGAACCUAGAAAUGAGAACAGCUGCGAAUUUUGUGGCGCGUCUCUCUUGGGUAGAUCUACCAUGACGGCACUCACCGUAGACAGUAAAACCAGGUUUUUCUGUGGAGCUAAAUGCGCUCAAUGCUACAAAGAGGAAGAGAGGGAAAAAAUGGUAAAACCAGGAGAACGCCACACCAAUAACAACAACAAAACGCUAACGGAAUGCUAUUGGUGCAAGGGGCUGAGAUUCACUAGGGAUAUGGUCUGCAUCAAAGGUUUAUCAGAAAAUGAAGACGUUACGAAUCACUUUUGCACCCAAAAUUGUGUGGCCCUAUACAAAUUGAGCAAAGGAGAUCUGAGAGAGGAAUUGGGAGGUGGUAUGGAAUAUGAUGACAUGGGUGCGGAUAAUUCAUCUAGUCGUCUCAGGAUGAUCCAAUGCGAUAAUUGUUCCAAGAAUUUCACGAAAGCCACCGAUUUUUGUCAGUUCUACGUGAGUGAGAAAGAGAGUGAGGAUGGACUUAAAAAACAAUUCUGUUCUUUCCCGUGCAUGGCCCAUUACAAGAUCGCUUUGGGUAAAAGGCAGCAAGAUAAGGAAAAAAACGGUCAGCAACAAGCUUUGCUGUCGGGGAAUAACAGUACGGGAAUGAAGGGACCCAGUUUGCAUCAAUACCACCCUAAUUCCGCAAACGACAAGGAUGAAAAUACGAAGAAAUUACCCGUAAAAAAUAGGACAAACCUGCACAGGAACGUGUCCAGCCUUCUCACCCGCAAUAAUCAAAUCGAUAUUGACCAUUUACGCUAUACCUCUACCAGCAACCCUUCGUCCUUCAGGGUCCUGCUCGAUAUUCUCAAAAAAACUGGGCUUAGCGGUGGGUACAAUGGACCAGGACAAAACGGCCCAGUGUGGCCCGUUCCCCCCUGCGACGUUAAAAACAAAUCUACUUCCAUUAAGCCACUCGUCCGAUCUCAAGGCACCUCCACGGACAAGUUCACCCCUUUAUCUAAAACGGACCGAGAAUGUCAGACCGAUGACAUAAAACCGCGAUUCCUUCCCAUCCCAAUUCCGGUCCCGUUCUACAUUCCUUUCCCUCUACACAUGUACACUUCUUUUACCCCAGUGCCCAUAGCUAUCCCCGUACCCAUCUUAGUUCCGGCGUUUAUCCCCACCACUUACAACACCGGAGAAGAUAUUUGCAAAUACAUGAAAACCGUCAAAGAUAAAGUUCCUUCAGAUCCGCUUCAAGCUGAACUGCUGAUGAUCGCCCAGAUGGUGGCCGAUAAUGAUUUAGUUAACCCCGAGGCUCAAUUCGUCCCAGACAGGGUUAGGCUGAAACCUCUCAAAGGAUCGGUUGGUUUCAAGGAGCCCCCGGUCACGUACAGUGAACCAAAUACCGAUGACAUUAAUGGCUCGUUCGUAAACAAUAACCAUAACAAAACACACCAAAGCAACAUGGUCCAGACAAAUAGUAAUAUUAAUGCAACCGGGGUCCAAAUGUCCCAACAAGACGAAGUAUAUCAAAUGGCCAUUCAAUUCGAUUCCUUGGCUAACGGGGAAGUAACUACUGCUAUACCCAUACAAAACGCUGACGGUUCCAUAACAUACGCUACGAUAGAUCCCUCGACAGGGACCCUGACUCCCAUCGACCCCGCCCUUCUCCAGCAACACUUACAGAGCCUUCAAAAUAUGCAGAAUUUUAAUCUUCAACAACAAGGUGUCAACCAAUCCCAUCAACAUAGGGAAUCCCUUGCUGACCAAUCUCAAAGCAAUGACAGAACUACAAACGAAUUGGACACCUUGGACGGGAACGAAGUGGGGGCCAUCGACUAUUCCCCUCCUUACACGUUUAGUCUCCAGGAGCAGCAGCAGCAGGUCCAAUCGUCUUCUCCCAACACCGGAAACGUCAAGCAUUUGGAACCAGCUUUUGGGGUGGGAGCUUUCAAAUCAUGGGCCCGUCUCAGGAAUAACGAAACCAUCGCCAAUCUCAAUCUUAACAACCUCGAUUUGGCCAUAGAACAAAAUGGUGAGCUAAUGAAGGAAGACCCCUUGUAUUUGAACACCGAGGAUUUGAUCAAUGCCUUAGCCAUUUUUGUCAGGGAGAUCAAGAAACCUAGCCAAGAGGAUUACACUUCGGAUUCGAUCUAUUACUUUUGCUUAGGUAUUCAAGCUUACAUUUACGAAAAUGGUAGAUCUGAAAAUGUGUUCACGGACACGCUAUACGGGAUUUUCACUGAUGCCUUGAACGAGGUCCUGCUCAGGUUCGAACCCCAAAUAACCACCGAAGGCAUGCUCUUGUCCCGUAUAGACGAGGAGUGCUUGUGGGAAAGCAUGCAAUUAGGCGCACAUUCGCCUCACGUCCUUUUAAACACGCUCCUCUAUUUCAACACCAAGUAUUUUCACCUCACCACCCUGGAAGCUCAUUUGAGCUUAUCGUUUCAACACGUGGUUAAGUGCCUCAAGGAAAACAAAACUUCUACCAGGCCUUCAACAGAUGAUCAGGACGAAGAAAAUUCAGAAGGAAAAGGCGAUUUUAGUAACGCAAAUGCUGAUUCUGCGAUCACAAAAUCUGUACUGCGGUAUUAUUCCCAAGGAAAAGAUGACGAAGAACAAAACGUAUCGAUUUACGAACAAGACGAAAAUAUACAGCAACCACUGAAAUGUCCUGUCAGACUCUACGAGUUUUACCUAUCCAAAUGUCCCGAUGAAGCUAGGAGAAGGAACGACAUAUUUUAUUUGCUGCCCGAAACAUUGUGCCUACCCGACAGCCCCCUCUGGUAUUCCAACGAGAAUCUAUCCCCCACCAUACUAGCAAAAAUGUUCAAUCGCAUAUUCAUAGUCAAAGAAACUCUGGAAUCUAACAUAACUAUCUAAAGAUAUAUAUAUUUAAAUAAAAAAAAACUGAUUAUAGAUGGCGUUGGUCCUCCUUAAUACUACCUAUUUUUAUAAAGCAAUUACAUCAAACAUCCCCCCCCCUCAACCGAAUCCUUAAAGAAGACAUUUUAUUUGACGAAAUAAUUUUGAUCCGAAUCAAUUCAAGUGAUUGGUUGUCAAUUUUUUAAAAAAAAAAUUUAUUUUUUCUUAAAGUCUAAAAUCUCAAGUUAAAUGAAAUAGUAUAUAAUAAUAAUAAUCAUCAUCCUAAAAUAUAGACUUAAUAUUUACGUGAUAUACUUGUAAGAUAAAUUAUAAGUAUACAAACGAAUAUAUAUAUAUUAUCAUAUAUAAAUAAAAGAUAUGCAUCCAUAAAAUUUCUUUACAUUUUUUUUGUUACCGUUAUAAGUGAAACACAGAUAGUGAUGAUUUAUAUAUUUCAUAUAUAUAUAUAUAAUUUCUAUUUUAUUCAAAAAUUAAUAUUAUAAUAAUAACAAUUUACACAACCAUAUUAUAAUUAUUAUUUUUCAUAUUUAAAAUAGUCUUUUUCCCCCCUGAAAGCCAUUAUUUAGCAGUUGUCAAGAUGGUUUUAUUAUUAUAAUUUGUGUGAUUCUUUUGUACAUAAUUCUUGGCCUCUUUUAUCUUGUAUCUAUCAU
This is a messenger RNA of Gordionus sp. m RMFG-2023, 5100 nucleotides long. RefSeq names its product zinc finger MYM-type protein 4-like. Lineage: Eukaryota; Metazoa; Nematomorpha; Gordioida; Chordodea; Parachordodidae. The record is from RefSeq and is a predicted model, not a curated record. The coding region runs from base 41 to 4447 and encodes 1468 amino acids. The transcript has 21 exons.